AUGCGAUGCUCUAAGAACAGCCCAUUUGUAUUUACCAAUGCACUGACUCGGUGCUUAAAUGUCCUUGAUGGGGCAAGAAGCAGCCCGCCUCUUAUUAGAGAGAUACUUGCAAAUAUAGCAAGAAAUAAAGAGCUAGUUGGGCCCGUUAUGAAAAUACUGACAUCAGAAGAUACGCUUCGAAAGCAUGGAAAACAAAAGCUUCUGCAGAUGGUGUUGGCGAUUUGGACUGCAAUUCCUGAGAUGGCAGCACCGCAAAAAGUGCUGACAUAUCUUUCUGCGCUGGAUAAUACACCGCUGGCAAGAAUCCUUCUAUUAAAAACUGCUUUGUCAUUGCUAAAAAUAAGAGAAACCGGCUCUGAGCUAGAUAUGCUACGGCUAUUUGAUAUUUUAGAGUCUCUUUGGAAGAAGCAUGGCACAGAGGCAGACUAUUUGAUACUUUCUAUUUUUAUUGAAAUGCUAGAUGCCCAUCCAGAAAUGAAGCCAAGAGCACAUCAUCUUAUGACAAAUCAACCCGCUAGCAUGGCAGUUGCUCUAAUUCCUAAGAUGAUAUUUCUUUGUCUACAAAUAGAAAUGCCAUACACUAUUCCUUCACAUAUUUUCUCGGCUAAUAAUAUGUCGGCGUACAUUCGGGUGCUAGAUGCGAUUUUAGUAGUAUGUGCAGCAUAUCCGAAAGAAAAGGUAUUUUCAAUGUUUCCAGAUCUAACCAAUACUAUAAAAACGCAGAUAUCUAAUUUUAUUAACAAAGAGGUGCACUGGAUUGAAUACAACAUGAAGCACGAUAGAAAGACACCCUUUACACACAGUAUGACUAUUCAAAAAAUAAAAGAUGUACUGUCCUCACCAGAAGACCCCAAAACAGUUGUACAAACACUUAAAACAUUACUGAAUAUUUCUUAA
Nematocida parisii ERTm1 is the source of this 897-nucleotide messenger RNA. RefSeq lists its product as uncharacterized. The transcript has a single exon. Bases 1 to 897 code for a protein of 298 amino acids. The record is from RefSeq and is a predicted model, not a curated record. Lineage: Eukaryota; Fungi; Microsporidia.